CUCCUGUCCGCAACCGCAAUGAAGUUCCUUCCAACUAGCCUUCUCAUCUUGGCUCUGGCAACCGCCACCGCUUUUGCCUUUGACCCAAGUCCUCUUCAGGACUUCUGUGUGGCCAUCAAUGACCCCAAAGUAUUUGUGAAUGGGAAGCUCUGCAAGGAUCAAAAACAAGUCACAGCAGAUGAUUUUCUCUUCAAGGGGUUCAGAUACCCAGGGAAUACGGCAAAUCCACUCGGAUCAAAAGUCACACCUGCUUUCGUAGACCAAUUUGCAGGACUCAACACUUUGGGCAUUUCCAUGGCUCGUAUUGACUUCGCUCCGGGUGGCCUGAAUCCUCCCCACACUCACCCUCGUGGGACCGAGAUUCUGGUUGUUACUGAGGGCACACUGCUUGUCGGCUUCGUCACGUCCAACCAAUUAAACAACACCUUCUUCACCAAAGUGUUGUACAAAGGGGAUGUGUUUGUGUUCCCAAUUGGUCUCAUCCACUUCCAGCUGAACAUUGGAAAGACCCCUGCAUUGGCCUUUGCUGCUCUGAGCAGCCAGAACCCAGGACUGAUUACCAUUGCUAAUGCCGUGUUCGGAUCAAAGCCACCCAUUUCGGCUGAUGUUCUCACCAAGGCCUUCCAAGUGGAUAAGAAGAUUGUUGACUACCUUCAAGCGCAGUUUUGGUAUGACAACAACUAAAUGGAUACACCUGCAAGACAGAGAUUGCCCCAUAUUCUCCAUACAUUAUAGCUUCCAUUAGAAAUUUCUUCCCAAUAAAGAACUGAGUAAUAAAAGAUCAUUCUCUUGUAGACUCUCUCUCUCUUUCUCUCUCUCAUUGGCUCCUAGCCCUUACAUGCACCAUGGGGCUAGCUGCUGAAGUGUGCUGUGAACAUACUA
Messenger RNA from Eucalyptus grandis, 882 nucleotides. Its product is annotated as germin-like protein subfamily 1 member 7. The record is from RefSeq and is a predicted model, not a curated record. The coding region runs from base 19 to 684 and encodes 221 amino acids. Gene Ontology annotation, molecular function: manganese ion binding. Lineage: Eukaryota; Viridiplantae; Streptophyta; Magnoliopsida; Myrtales; Myrtaceae. The transcript is spliced from 2 exons. Gene Ontology annotation, cellular component: cell wall.